This is a messenger RNA of Abrus precatorius (Indian licorice), 1543 nucleotides long. RefSeq names its product 5'-adenylylsulfate reductase-like 5. Lineage: Eukaryota; Viridiplantae; Streptophyta; Magnoliopsida; Fabales; Fabaceae. The coding region runs from base 358 to 1230 and encodes 290 amino acids. The record is from RefSeq and is a predicted model, not a curated record. The transcript has 4 exons.
GUGCGAAAUUGUUUCGAGAAAUGAGUGCAGAGAAAAGGAUUGGCUUGGAAAAGUAGGUUCCGAUUUCCUUGGACCCCUCGUGUUGGAAACUUGGAAUCAGCGUACCAAACCCAACCCAACCCAACCAAACCCAACCAUUUUCUUUACCCUCUACACGGUUGCUAUCCCACCCCCACCUCCACCUUAACCCACCCCACUUCACACCAUCAACAUUACCAGACAACACUAUACAAUUCUAAACAUAGAGACACAAAGAAGGGACAUAAACAACGACACUUACCUUAUUUCCUGUAGACUCUGUUUGUGUUGUAAUAUAGUUUUUGUGUAACAUACCCUUCUUAGCUUCUUUAAUGUUCAAUGGCCACUUCUCUUCAUCUUCUCUUCAUCACUUGUUUCUCUUUUCUACAAUCCUCGUAUUCCUCUCCUCCUCCUCCUUCUCCUUCCUUUCUCUAUGCUCUUCAAUCCCAAUGCUCUCUCGCCAUGUCCCCUAACCCUCCUCUUCAGGUGGAUGGGAAUUUCAUUGAAGGGCUUUUGUCUGACAAAAAGAGGGUUGGAUACAUUUCUAUACUCUUCUAUGCUUCCUGGUGUCCUUUUUCACAUAGAAUCGUUCCUGAAUUUGAGAUUCUUAGUUCCAUGUUUCCUCAUGUAGAACAUGUGGCACUUGAACAAUCAUCAGCUUUACCAAGCUUAUAUUCAAAAUAUGCAAUCCAUAGUUUGCCUGCUAUCUUAUUGGUGAACCAGACAUCAUGGCUGAGAUAUCAUGGUCCCAACAAUCUUAACGCCCUUGUAGAGUUUUAUGAGAGUAACACAGGAUUUGAAGCAAGGGACAACAUUGUUGUUGGUGGACUAAGCAACUUGAUUAUUGAUGAACAUUCAACUAUGAAGUCAUUGAUGGGCUUCUCCCUCAAAGAAAUAUCAAGCAGGGAACCUUACUUAGCAUUAUCUAUGUUGUUUCUCGGUCUGAGGAUUAUUCUGUUUGUGUUUCCUGAGAUUAUGUUGCGUCUCCAAGCACUCUGGGCAUCCUAUGUUCCUCACUUGAACUUGCAAAUAUUUGGCGAGACAAGCCACAUGGUAGGGCGUGUUCUUAACUUAGUUGAUGUGAAGAGGAUUUUGACCAAGCUAAGACUCUGCAAGACCAGGAACUUUCAUGAAAGGGCAAGGAGUGCCCAAGUUUGGGCAUCAUCUCUGGCUUCUGUUUCUCUGGGUGAGUCAUCUUCAUCAGCUAGAUGAUAAUCUCAAAUCUCAAUGUUUGUACUAACCAUGUUGUUAUAGUCAUUUUGAGGGUAGUGAAGAGUUAAUCAGAUAAUAUCUUCAAGUUGCAGUGAAGCUUGGGAACCCGUAACAGUUUCUCUCUCUCUCUCUCUCUCUCUCUAAUUUUGUUAUUAGUUAAAGGACGUGAAAGUUUAAGUUGAAUUUUGGGAGAAAGUGAAGGGGUGUGUAUAUUUGAGAACAGCUUUCCUUUGUAAAUUUGUGAGUAUGAAUGUAUACACACAUUGUCUAUGUUUAAUAAAAAGUUUUUUUUUUUUUUUUUUUUUCUAUUUUU